AUGCGAGAUUCCUCCACUGGGCCAUCUUCAUCGGGCUCUUCUGUUGGGCCUUCCACUAGUGACCAUUUGUCCACUGGCUCCUCUGUUGGGCCUUCUUCCAGUGGGCCUCCUUCUACACCCUCUGCUUGUCCACUACUGGCGCCUACUGACCCGCCACCCCUCCUCUGCUCCCAUCCGAUGCAGACACAGGCCCAGAGGGGAAUUUUUAGGCCCAAGCAGCGUUUGUUUGUCACUCAGCUCUCCCCUGGGCCUCCGCCGCUAGAGCCUCUCACAGUGAGUGAGGCACGGAAAUACAAGGAGUGGGAUGCGGCCCUCACUGCUGAAAAUUCAGCUUUGUUGGCUAAUGACCCAUGGGAGCUUGUUCCACGACUUCCGCAUUAUAAUGUUCUUGGUAAUCGGUGGGUUUUUCGGGUCAAGCAUCAUUCUGAUGGGUCUAUUGAGCGUUUCAAAACGCGCUUGGUUGCUAAAGGUUUUCAUCAACGACCUGGUCUUGAUUUCACUGAUACAUUCACUCUGGUGGUUAAGCCUGUCACUGUUCGUACUAUUUUUACCUUGGCUCUCACUCAUGGCUGGUCCAUUGCUCAGUUUGAUGUGAAUAAUGCCUUUCUUCAAGGACCCUUGGAGGAUGAGGUCUACAUGGUUCAACCUCCUGGGUUUGUUGAUCCUUCUCGACCACAUCAUGUUUGUCGUCUUAAGAAGGCAAUUUAUGGGCUUCGUCAGGCACCACGGGCUUGGUACACUACACUGUGCUCCUUCCUCCAGGACUUUGGCUUUCAGAAGACUCAUUUUGAUGCCUCUCUGUUUGUCUACUCUCGUGGGCGCACACUUCUCUAUUUUUUGGUCUAUGUUAAUGAUUUGCUUCUCACGGGCAACGAUCCUGCUGUGCUUAUCUCUUUUCAGCAGGCUCUUUCUCAUCGAUUCUCUCUUAAGGCUCUUGGUGAUGUCAACUAUUUCCUGGGCAUUGAGAUUAUUCCUACCGCGACUGGUUUUCUGUUGUCUCAACAUAAGUAUAUGGUUGACAUUCUUCAUCGGUUUCUUAUGAUGGAUGCCAAGUCCAUUGACACACCUAUGGCUGCCUCCGCCACUCUAACUCUUGAUGAUGGCACUACUCCGGCUGAUGCCACCAGGUUUCUCCAGGCAGUGUGUGCACUUCAGUACCUUGUCUACACUCGUCCUGACAUUGCUUUCUAUGUGAACAAGCUUUCUCAGUAUAUGCAUGCUCCGACUGCUCAUCACUGGCAAUGUGUCAAACAUCUUCUUCGCUAUAUCUCUGGUACUCUCACCUUUGGCCUCUCCAUUCGGCGCUCUACUACUCCCUUGACAUUGACAGCUUUUGCAUAUUCGGAUUGGGCAGGCAAUCCGGAUGACCGCUCCUCCACUACUGGUUAUCUUGUCUAUCUAGGGGCUACUCUUAUCUCCUGGCGGUCACAGUAG
Linum trigynum is the source of this 1434-nucleotide messenger RNA. The record is from the annotation of a GenBank genome assembly. Lineage: Eukaryota; Viridiplantae; Streptophyta; Magnoliopsida; Malpighiales; Linaceae.